Molecule: messenger RNA, 180 nt
Organism: Phytophthora infestans T30-4
Lineage: Eukaryota; Oomycota; Peronosporomycetes; Peronosporales; Peronosporaceae
Exons: 2
Coding region: 1-180 (59 amino acids)
Source: RefSeq, a predicted model, not a curated record
AUGUUGGAGACCUGGGCCGAGCCAGAGGCCAUUGGGAUGGAAGGCCUCGUAAAGUACUACGUCAACGACCCGAACUUUCGACAGCUAGUGCACGAGAUUCAUGAUCACAUUGACUCAGUUGUGGCAAGUGAGACGUUGAGCUAUGAGGCUACGAUGCACGCGAAUGGUGACGAACUAUGA